AUGGCCAAAGGCAAGAAGGCCGUUGAGGCCCCCAAGGAGGGCAAGCAGAUCACCCUCAACCUCGAUACCUUCAUGCUCGCAAGGGAUUCGGUUGUUGCCAAUCUCAACGAUCUCCAAGACACCAUCAAGACUCUGGCCAGCGGUAUCCAGACGCUGUCCACCAACUACAUCAGACACACCAAUGUCGUUCUGGGCGACCAUUCUACCGAUGCAGAGAUCGACUCCAGCCUCUCCAAGCUGACUGACAUCUCCGCCCUGCUGGGCCGUCACCAGCGUGCGGAUAGCCCAGAGAAGCCCGUUGCAGCCGCCGACACCGCCGCCGACAAGAAGGAGCGCAAGAAGAGGCAGCAUGACCCCAAUGCGCCCAAGCGCCCCCUCACCCCGUUCUUCCUGUACAUGCAGACUGCCCGCCCGAUCAUAACUCAGGAUCUCGGCCCCGGCGUCGCAAAGGGAAUUGUGGCCGCGGAAGGAACCCGAAGAUGGAGCACGAUGGACGCCGAUGACAAGCAGCUCUGGUCCAAUGCCUACAAGGACAAUCUCCGUCUCUACAACGCCCGUGUGCACUCCUACCGCAAUGGAAACAUCGAGGCCAAGGAUAUGUCCGAGGACGAAGCGCUGACCUACGCUGAGAGGAACAACAUCGGUGCCGACACCAGCGCUGAUGCCCAGCUCGUCGGUGAGGCCAGCGCCACUGCCCUCCACGACGAUGACGCCGAGGGAGAGCCAGAAAAGUCCCCAACGCCCGCGCCCAAGACCCCCAAGGCAAAGGCCUCCCGCAAGAGCAAGGGCGCUAAAGACACGCCCGCCCAAGCUUCUGAGACCAUCGUGCCCGGAAGCGCAAGCAUCGUACCACCCAAGGCCGCAGCUCCUGAGAAAGAGAAGAGCCCCGAGAAGAAGCGGAAGCGCGGCGCUAAGAAAGACGCUGUGGAAGAGCCUGCUGCCGAAAAGGAGGAGACCAGCACACCCAAGAGCGCACCAAAGUCUCGAAAGAAGAAGGCCAAGACCGAUGCUUAA
Molecule: messenger RNA, 1014 nt
Organism: Venustampulla echinocandica
Lineage: Eukaryota; Fungi; Ascomycota; Leotiomycetes; Helotiales; Pleuroascaceae
Exons: 3
Coding region: 1-1014 (337 amino acids)
Source: RefSeq, a predicted model, not a curated record